Gymnodraco acuticeps is the source of this 1258-nucleotide messenger RNA. RefSeq lists its product as uncharacterized. Lineage: Eukaryota; Metazoa; Chordata; Actinopteri; Perciformes; Bathydraconidae. The coding region runs from base 271 to 1176 and encodes 301 amino acids. The record is from RefSeq and is a predicted model, not a curated record. The transcript is spliced from 7 exons.
GCAAUAGUUGUUAGUUGUUAGUUUGUGUUUAACUCUGUGUGUUGUUAGCGCUGAAGUACUGUAACUUUUGUUAGCUAACGCUAUCGUCAUGUAUUUACAGUAAAUGUCAGCGUUAACAGCAGCUGAUUUAUUACUCAUUACACAUGGCAAAAUAGCUGUCAAAUGUGUUUUACAGGUGUAUCUUGUUAACACUGAUCCAAAAUACUGCAUAAUUUGACUCUUUUCAUUGCUGCAGCUCUACUUACUACGGUACAUUUUAAUCGGGAGAUAAUGAAGAAAACCAUAUUCUUCCCAGGAAAGAUGAGAGUGUCUUUCAGGAAGGGUCCAUCUGGCCACCUGAGACAGGACCCUUCAGAGGAGGGUAUGAUAAUUAAAAAAAAUCCUUCCCUUCAGGACAAGUCUGCCGCUCAGAAGCAUGAGCAUGUGAGGACAAAUGCUCUCACUGAGGUCCUUCAGAGGGGAGGGGAUGUAUCCGACCGACUCGAGGUGAUGGGGGAGUACGUGCUACAGUUCGGAAAAUAUAAGGGGAAACUGUACAGGUGGCUCCUAGAGAAUGACGUCGGCUACACCCUCUACUUGAUGGACAAGGUGGACGAGGAGGAGAGAGGUGGGACCUUCAACCCCCAAGGGCCUAGCAAGGACAGCCUGCUGUCGUUUCUGGACUACGCCAGGAGCUUCCAGGAAAUUGAGGAUCUGAGGAAGUACCUGUGCUCCAGGAAGCCUGCCCCACCAGUGGCGUCAGAGGGGGAACAUACUGUCGGCUUUGGAGCCAGAGCCAAAGACACCUGGAAGCAGAUCUGGGAUAGCAGGUCUGAUGGUUAUGCUGCCUUUGUUUUAGGAGUGAAGUGCAUCACUAACAGCAAGAUGUACAACCUUCAGCAGUAUAUCCUCAAGCAGCAGAGGGCUGAGUCCUGUCCACCACCGGCUGAAGGCUGCAUUGCAUCAGCUACCUCCACUCUGACAUCCAGCACUCCAGUGAUGGAGGAGGACGAGGAGCUGGAGAGGGCGAUGUUGAAUCUGUCUCCUUCAAAACUCUACACUGAACGAAGGCCACCAGCAGCAGUCUCCAGAGCCCCGGCUGUGUCCACACCAACAGGAAUUAACAUGUCAGCAAUGAUGCCCACAGGACUUAUCCAACUGCCACUGUGUCCAGACCCGAUGGACCUGCUCCCCUGAAAGCCACAGUGAAGGCACCGCUGCCGGUCCCUCCUCAGCUGCUCGCCAUUGCCCCAAAGCUCGGGAUAGAAGAGCAGGUGCC